Parascedosporium putredinis is the source of this 2016-nucleotide messenger RNA. Lineage: Eukaryota; Fungi; Ascomycota; Sordariomycetes; Microascales; Microascaceae. The record is from the annotation of a GenBank genome assembly.
AUGCCGUUCACAAUUCAGAUCCCUCCACAGCCCAAUAAGGAGGACCUUGGGGCAACAUGGAACUAUCUCCAAGCGGGCAUCUCCCGUGUGAUGCAUGCGCAAGAUAUCGAUAUGCAACUCUAUGUUGGCAUCUACACCGCUGUUCACAACUUCUGCACUUCACAAAAGGUGAUGACAAUCAAAGCCCAUACCGAUGAGGCUCUGCUCUCAUUCUAUAUCAAAGAGUGGGACCGGUACACGGUUGCUGCCAAAUAUAUCCACCAUCUUUUUCGGUACUUGAACCGGCAUUGGGUCAAGCGUGAGAUGGACGAAGGGAAGAAGGGCAUCUAUGAUGUUUAUAUCCUACACCUAGUAAAAUGGCGCCAAGUGCUAUUUGAGCAGGUGCACGGCAAGGUGAUGGAUGCCGUGCUCAAGCUUGUCGAAAAACAGCGAAAUGGCGAGACGAUUGAGUAUAGCCAGAUUAAGGCCGUUGUCGACUCCUUCGUUUCCUUGGGCCUCGACGAAACCGACCCUUCAAAAUCGACACUUGACGUAUACCGAUUCCACUUCGAGAAGCCCUUCCUCAAGGCUACGGCGGACUUUUACCAAGCCGAGUCGAAACAGUUUGUCAAUGAGAAUAGCAUCGUUGAGUACAUGAAGAAGGCAGAGGCUCGAUUGGACGAAGAAGACGAGCGAGUGCGCACGUACCUGCACCAGGAUAUCGCUGUACCACUCAAGACCACCUGUCACCAAGCCCUCAUUGCGGAGCAUUCGGCACUUCUUCGGGAUGAGUUCCAGGUCCUCCUCGAUAACGAUCGUGAAGAGGAUAUGGCUAGGAUGUAUAAACUCCUCUCUCGUAUUCCAGAGGGCCUCGAUCCGCUGCGACAGAAGUUUGAAAGCCACGUCCGAAAGGCUGGCUUGUCGGCCACGCAUACAAAAUACCAGGCUCUCGUGAAGAAGGCCUUCUGCGACGAGCCCGAGUUCACCAGGGCCCUCGAUAACGCUUGCCGAGAGUUUGUAAACCGAAACGAGGUGUGCAAAUCAGGCUCGAACAAGUCUCCCGAGUUGGUUGCCAAGUAUACGGAUGUUCUUUUGCGCAAGGGCGGAAACAGUGUUGAGGAGUCGGAACUGGAAGCCACCUUGACCCAGAUUAUGACCGUCUUCAAGUACAUCGAGGACAAGGACGUGUUUCAAAAGUUUUACUCGCGCAUGCUCGCCAGGCGGCUUGUGCAUGGCAACUCCUCCUCUGACGAUGCCGAGACCAGCAUGAUUAGCAAACUCAAGGAAGCCUGUGGUUUCGAGUACACGAACAAACUCCAGAGAAUGUUCCAGGAUAUGCAGAUCUCUAAGGAUCUCAACACCAACUUCCGCACCCAAGAGGCAGACAAGGAAAGCGGGGGCUCGACUUUGGACUCCCAGUACUCCAUCCUAGGCACCGGGUUCUGGCCUCUACAGCCGCCCACCACCAAAUUCAACCCUCCGGCGGAGAUUGCGAACGACUUUGAAAAGUUUACCCGGUUUUACAAGGAGAACCACGAGGGGCGAAAGCUAACGUGGCUCUGGAACUUGUGCAAAGGAGAGGUGAGGGCGCAUUACUGCAAGGGCGCAAAAACACCCUACACCUUCCAGGUGUCGCUCUAUCAGAUGGCCAUCUUGCUUCUCUUCAACGAACGGGAUACAUAUAGUUACGACGACAUUGCGGCGACAACUCAGCUUAACCCAGACGUGCUGGAGCAGGCGAUGGCUACCAUCCUGAAGGCAAAGGUGCUCCUCGUGUCGCCGGAGGGUAGCAAGGCGAAGCCGGGCGCGUCAUUCAAGCUGAAUACCGACUUCAAAAACAAGAAGAUCAGAAUCAAGCUAGACCAGGGUGGUGUUAAGGAGACGAAGCAAGAGGAGGCCGAGACCAACAAGACUAUUGAAGAGGACCGAAAAAUCCUUAUCCAGGAAGAGGAUGAAGCACGCGCAGCUCGUCUCGAGACAAUUACCCAAAUCAAAUCGAGGUUCAACCCCAAGAUCCCCGAUAUCAAAAAUGCAUAG